AUGGGAUCUAGAGAAACAGCAUGUUAUGCAACAUGUUCAAUUUCAUAUGAAAGUAAAGUUAAUAAUACAAUAAAAGUACAUGUUCCACAUAUGGUGAGAAAAAUAAAAGCUAAAACUAAUAUAACACUAAGGAAAUUACCGGAAAAAUAUGGAUUGAGACAAAGAUUAAUGUUAAUUAAGAAGGAAUUACCAGAACUUCCUAUAGAACCGUAUCAACGUGCAAUGACUUUUGCAAUUGAACAAUGCUUACUUCCUACCUUAUGGCAUUUAGAAUUAGUACAUUGUAUGUACAUGUCUAUAGCACCAUUUCUCAGAGGAUUAAUUAUGAGUUAUACUUUGCAAGAUAUAAUAGGAUCUGCAAUGGUAACUAUGAGUUAUAAAGAUGAAGUUUUUGCAAUUGAAAAUUGUCUCAAUUCUGUCUCUAUGAUAAGUGAUGAUAUAAUAUCAGCUCAUUAUAAACAAAUUUGUCAAAAUACUGCAUCUUGUUUAUCAACUCAUCCCUUAUCUAAUGGCCCUUAUUCUCGUUUUAAAGAAGAAUUUUUAGCUAGGAUAGAUCAAGCUUAUUCUGUACUCCCAUCUUCUAUAGGGGGUGUGAAUUCUAAGACUUUGGCUAGAUUAUUACUUUUAAUAUCCUUAAAUAGAAUGAGUUUUAAGAGUAAAACUAGGAAAGUAUACUAUCCUGAGAAAUUAUUUGUUUCUGUAAGAGCAAUGAAUACUGCAUUAGCUGUAAUCUCAACUAUACAAUCAUUGAUGAAACUUACAAGUAUUAUUGAUCAAGCAACUUAUAUUAUAGAUACAGUAAUUGUUUCUUUGUCAAAGGUUGAAAUCAAGGAAAUUUUCAUGACAUGUAGAAGAUAUUUAACUGCUCUAGAAAUUACAAAUCUUGAGAUGAAUACCAUGUUGAAUCAUAUGAUUUGUUUUGAGAUGCUUUCUGUAGGUUUUAUAUAUGAGAAUUCAGUCCCCCCAUUAACAGUUUCAAUAGAGCAUUUUAACAAAUCAAUAAUGCCUAUGAGAAUGCUUUCUGAAUUUUAUCCAGACUUGAUUCCUUCAUAUAUACCAGGUAAAUUAAGUGAGAAUGAAGAUAUAUGGUUAAUAUCUACUAUAGGUUUUACAAAUAUUGAAGUAACUUCUGUUCCUCAGGGUUUUAUUCCAGGUUUGAGGCCAACUAUGAGAAAUAGAUCAAGAUAUAGAGCAUAUUCUAGAAAAUCAAAGGAAGCAGUGAAAUAUGAUCCUAGUUAUUUAGAACCUAUCGAUACAAGGAAGAAAAGUACUGUUAGGAGUAUUGUGACUAAAGUAUUCUUAGAUAAGAUUCACAGAGCUGAAGACAGGUGGAGAACUAUUUUCAAAUCUAAGCGAGCUGGAAUUUCAAGUAUAAACAAAGGAAGUUCAGAUAGUGAAGAUGAAGUUAAUAGAAAAACUACUAUUUAUAAACAAAAUAAGAUUCUUGCCGGGUUUAUAGAUAAUGAGUCUUAA
Cryptosporidium muris RN66 is the source of this 1473-nucleotide messenger RNA. RefSeq lists its product as uncharacterized. The coding region runs from base 1 to 1473 and encodes 490 amino acids. NCBI's taxonomy places the organism in Eukaryota, Apicomplexa, Conoidasida, Eucoccidiorida, Cryptosporidiidae. The transcript has a single exon. The record is from RefSeq and is a predicted model, not a curated record.